AAUGUGAGAAUCCUCAUCGCAGUGUCUGUUGAUAUUUUAUUGGAUCAUCACGGAUUUAUUUUUAUUUGACUAACACACUCGUCAAGGGAGUGCGCGUGUAAUCAACUACAACAAUAGCCGGCAGUAGAGUGUUUUCAGAGAAAGAAGAGGAGAGGGAUUGGGGAAAGGGGGGAGGGUUGGCAUUUUUCCUCCCAGCGGAAGGAGACGGAUCGAGAAGCAGCGUGUUGUUGCGCUCAGGCACCAGAAUGAGAGCUUUGGAAUCGUAGCGCCACCGAGCCUGAACCAGUGAAGAAUGGAGCCGAGAAUUAUUAUAGUUACAUUGUAACCGGCCCAAACGUUAAUAUCGUAACAAUCCUUUAAAUCCGAACGUGGAAAAGGACAGACAUGCAACCCCUACGCUGAAGAGGAGCGGCAGGGGCAACAAAAAGGGGGAAAGAUGGGCGCCGUGCUACGGAGUCUGUUGUUGUGUAGUUUUUGUUUGCUAAUACGGGGAGUGCCCCUCCUCCUGUAUGCCAACCGGCGGGAUCUGCGGCUGGUGGACGCGUCACAGGCUAGAGCCAAUGCCACGGUGGUGGUCAGCGGGCUGGAGGAUGCGGCCGCAGUGGAUUACGUCUACAGCCAGGGCCUGAUUUACUGGAGCGACGUCAGCGAGGAAGCCAUCAAGCGCACGGUCUACAACCACUCCGGGGGUCCCAAUGGCCUCCAGGUCACUGUGGUCUCGGGCCUGGCCUCUCCCGACGGCCUGGCCUGUGACUGGUUAGGGAAGAAGCUGUAUUGGACGGACUCGGAAACGAAUCGGAUAGAGGUGGCGGAGCUGGACGGCACCCUACGGAAAGUGCUCUUCUGGCAAGACCUGGAUCAGCCCAGGGCCAUCGCCGUGGAUCCAGAGAGAGGGUACAUGUACUGGACGGACUGGGGUGAGAUCCCGAAGAUCGAGCGGGCUGGGAUGGAUGGCACGAGUCGACAGAUGAUCAUCGACAGUGACAUCUACUGGCCUAACGGACUGACCCUCGACUACGACGAGAAGAAGCUCUACUGGGCCGACGCCAAGUUCAACUUCAUCCACCGGACCAACCUUGAUGGCACCUUGAGGGAGGUUGUCGUUGGAGGUGAGCUGCCGCACCCCUUUGCGCUGACGCUGUAUGAGCGCACGCUGUUCUGGACCGACUGGACGACGCAUUCGGUGCACUCCUGCAACAAACAAACGGGAGACGACCGCCGGGAGAUCCACUCCAACAUUUUCUCCCCCAUGGACAUCCAUGUCUUCAGCCAAAAGAGACAACCAACAGUCGUGCCAACCCACUGCUCGGUGAAGAAUGGAGGUUGCUCCCACCUGUGUCUGCUCUCUCCCAACGAGCCCUUCUACCAGUGUGCCUGUCCCACCGGGGUCCAGCUGCUGGGCAACAACAAGACAUGCCGAGACGGUGCCACUCAGCUCCUCCUCCUGGCACGACGCACCGACCUGCGACAAAUCUCCUUGGACACGCCAGACUUCACCGACAUCAUCAUGCCCGCAGAGGACAUUCGGCAUGCCAUCGCCAUCGACUACGACCCCAUCGAGGGCUACGUGUACUGGACGGACGACGAGGUGCGCGCCAUCCGACGCUCCUACCUAGACGGCAGCGACGCCCAGGUGGUGGUCACCUCGCAGGUUAGCCACCCCGACGGCAUCGCCGUGGACUGGGUCGCCCGCAACCUGUACUGGACCGACACGGGUACCGACCGGAUCGAGGUGACCCGACUGAACGGCACCAUGCGCAAGAUUCUGAUCUCUGAAGACCUGGACGAGCCGAGAGCCAUUGUGCUGGAUCCAGUGGCAGGGUACAUGUACUGGACCGACUGGGGCGAGAUCCCAAAGAUCGAGCGGGCAGCCCUUGACGGCACGGACCGGGUGGUGAUGGUCAACACCUCCUUGGGCUGGCCCAACGGCCUGGCGCUGGACUAUGACGAGAAGAAGAUCUACUGGGGCGACGCCAAGACGGACAAGAUUGAGGUGAUGAAUAUGGACGGCAGCUCGCGGCGGAUCCUGGUGGAGGACAAGCUGCCGCACAUCUUCGGCUUCACGCUGCUGGGCGACUGGAUCUACUGGACGGACUGGCAGCGGCGCAGCAUUGAGCGCGUGCACAAGCACACGGCCGACCGCAAGACCAUCAUCGACCAGCUGCCUGACCUCAUGGGCCUCAAGGCCACCUAUGUGCACGAGACCUUCGGUACGAAUGCGUGCGCCGACAACAAUGGCGGCUGCAGCCACCUGUGCCUGUACCGUCCGCAGGGCGUGGCGUGCGCCUGCCCCAUCGGCCUGGAGCUGAUCGCCGACAUGAGCACGUGCAUCGUGCCCGAGGCCUUCCUGCUCUUCUCACGGCACACCGACAUCCGCCGCAUCUCCCUGGAAACCAACAACAACAACGUGGCCAUCCCGAUCACCGGCGUCAAGGAAGCCUCGGCGCUCGACUUCGACGUCACCGACAACCGCAUCUACUGGACCGACAUUACGCUAAAGACCAUCAGCCGGGCGUUCAUGAACGGCAGCUCCCUGGAACACGUGGUGGAGUUCGGGCUGGAUUACCCAGAAGGCAUGGCGGUGGACUGGCUGGGGAAGAACCUGUACUGGGCCGACACCGGAACCAAUCGGAUUGAGGUGGCCAAGCUGGACGGGCAGCACCGGCAGGUCCUGGUGUGGAAGGACUUGGACAGCCCACGGGCCCUGGCUCUGGAUCCAGCAGAGGGGUUCAUGUACUGGACAGAGUGGGGUGGCAGGCCAAAGAUCGACCGGGCGGCCAUGAAUGGCAUGGGCCGCAUCACCCUGGUGGCCAACGUGGGUCGGGCCAACGGUCUCACCAUCGACUAUGCCGAGCGGCGCCUCUACUGGACCGACCUGGACACCACGCUCAUCGAGUCCUCCAACAUGCUGGGCGGUGAUCGGGAGGUGAUAGCCGAGGACCUGCCGCACCCCUUCGGUCUCACCCAGUACCAGGACUACAUCUACUGGACCGACUGGAGCCUGCGCAGCAUCGAGCGGGCCAACAAGACCAGCGGGCAGAACCGCACGGUCAUCCAGGGCCACCUGGACUAUGUGAUGGACAUCCUGGUGUACCACUCGUCGCGCCAGGGCGGCUGGAACGCCUGCGCCUCCACCAACGGGCACUGCUCACAUCUGUGCUUAGCCGUACCCAUCAGCAGCUAUGUGUGUGGCUGCCCCGCACACUACUCCCUCAACUACGACAACAAGACCUGCAGCGCGCCGACGUCCUUCCUGCUGUUCAGCCAGAAGACGGCCAUCAAUCGUAUGGUGAUUGACGAGCAGCAGAGCCCCGACAUCAUCCUUCCCAUUCACAGCCUGAAGAACGUGCGCGCCAUUGACUACGACCCCCUGGACAAGCACCUCUACUGGAUCGACUCCAAGCAGAAUGUCAUCCGCCGUGCACAGGAAGACGGCAACCAGAGCAUGACCAUUGUGUCCAACUCGCUGGGCGGGCCCAACCUCGGCCUGCAGCCGUUUGACCUAAGCAUCGACAUCUACAGCCGCUACAUCUACUGGACCAGCGAGGUCACCAACGUCAUCAACGUCACGCGCACCGAUGGCACGCGGGUGGGCGUGGUGCUCCGCGGUGAGCAGGACAAGCCCCGCGCCAUCGUGGUCAACCCAGAGCGAGGGUACAUGUACUUCACCAACCUUCAGGAGCGCUCGCCCAAGAUCGAGCGGGCGGCGUUGGACGGCACGGAGCGUGAGGUCCUCUUCUUCAGCGGCCUGGGCAAGCCGGUGGCCCUCGCCAUCGACAACGAGGUGGGCAAGCUCUUCUGGGUGGACUCCGACCUCCGGCGCAUCGAGAGCAGCGACCUAUCAGGAGCAAACCGGAUCGUGAUCGAGGACUCCAACAUCCUGCAGCCGGUGGGGCUGACUGUCUUCGGGGACCACCUGUACUGGAUCGACCGGCAGCAGCAGAUGAUCGAGCGCAUCGACAAGACCACGCGCGAGGGCCGCACCAAGAUCCAGGCUCGCAUCGCCGCGCUCAGCGACAUCCACGCCGUGCACGAGCUCGACAUGAACGAGUACAGUAAGCACCCCUGCACGUCUGAUAACGGCGGCUGCUCUCAUAUCUGUAUUGUGAAGGGAGACGGGUCAACGCGCUGCUCCUGCCCCGUGCACCUCAUGCUGCUUCAGGAUGAACUCACCUGUGGAGAGCCGCCCACCUGCUCCCCGGAGCAGUUCCAGUGCAUGUCGGGCGAGGUGUACUGCAUCCCGCAGGCGUGGCGCUGCGACGGCUACGCCGAGUGCGACGACAACAGCGACGAGCACAACUGCCCCGUGUGCUCCGAGAUCGAGUUCCAGUGCGACAGCCGCCAGUGCGUGGACCUGGCGCUGCGCUGUAACGGCGAGAUCAACUGCCAGGACCGCUCCGACGAGGACAAGUGUGAAAUCCGCUGUGCUCCCGACCAGUUCAGCUGUGCCAACGGCCCGUGCAUCGGCAAGCACAAGAAGUGUGACCACAACAUGGACUGCACGGACAACUCCGAUGAGCUUGGAUGCUACCCCACAGAGGAACCGUCUCCCCAGCCCACCAACACCAUCGGCUCCAUCGUGGGGGUCGUCAUGGCGCUGUUCGUGGUGGGCGCUGUGUACUUUGUGUGCCAGCGAGUGCUGUGCCCGCAGAUGAAGGACGACGGCGAGACCAUGACCAACGACUUCGUGGUCACCGGACCCUCCUCCGUGCCCCUGGGAUACGUGCCACACCCAAACUCACUAUCUGGCUCACUACCAGGCAUGUCCCGAGGGAAGUCUGUCAUUGGUUCGCUAAGCAUCAUGGGUGGCAGUAACGGUCCACCAUACGACCGUGCCCAUGUGACUGGCGCGUCGUCCAGCAGCUCCUCCAGUACCAAGGGCACUUACUUCCCACCGAUCCUGAACCCUCCUCCGUCUCCAGCCACGGUGCGCUCUCAGUACACCAUGGAGUUUGGCUACUCGUCCAACAGUCCCUCCACACACCGCUCUUACAGGGUCUACAGCUACCGCCACUUUGCUCCCCCGACCACCCCGUGCAGCACGGACGUGUGCGACAGCGACUACACGCCGGGCCGCCGCGCCCCACACCACCACCGGCCCCCGACCGGCGUCAGUACCGGCGCUGGUGCCGCCUUCGCCAAGGGCUACGCCAGCGACCUCAACUACGACUCAGAGCCCUUCCCGCCUCCGCCCACGCCGCGCAGCCAGUACAUGUCGGCCGAGGAGAACAACUGCGAAAGCUGCCCGCCCUCGCCGUACACGGAGAGGAGCUACUCGCACCACCUCUACCCCCCGCCCCCUUCACCCUGUACGGACUCUUCCUGAGCCGGCACCUCCAACCCACCCCCCCACACACACACACACACCAACCCACCAUGCCUCACCUGCCACUCAAACGCCAGCCCUGGCCACUGCCAUCGCCUCACUGUACAUAAACCCCAAAUGGUGCAUCUUCAGACUUUGGUUUCAAAGAAGGACAAGAAGAAAGAACAAGUGAGAAGUGGGGUGAGUGAGAGGGGGGGGGGGGGGGCAGUACAGCGGAUCUGCCUGUCGGACUUGACGGGGAUUCCUGCAAAAGUGUGAGGACUGUAUGGAAAUAUUCAACAAGGAAAUGCGUAGGUUGGGCCAGGUGGAGCUGGCCAGACAUUUGUACAUUUUAAAGAGAGAAAAAAGAAAAACAAAAGCAUAUUUAUAUAUUUUCUAUACAGCGUUUAUUGGUUCUGCCAUAGAGGUUUGUAUUAAAAAGAAAUUUGUACACUUUGUUUUUUAUUUUGUUUUAGUUACAUUUUUUUUUUUUUUUUUUUUAGUUUAUUUUUCCUUCAAAAAAAGUUCUAUGGAAUCGUCACACAUGAUAACGUUGCCUUAAUCCAGGAAAUACAAAUGAAACUACCUUCUUUGGAGGCUGAAGUACUCAGAAGCACACGAACAGAGAAAAAGUCUGACGAGCGAGUUGAGAGAGGAAAGCUAACAAAAAUAACAAACAAACAAAAGAGCUCUGGAGCUUUUUUAGUAGCCUUUCUGAUACCAAAUACAUCACACACCAAUGUGUGCACCACCGGAGCGAGCAGGGAGGUAGGGAGAGGUGUAUUGGAGGGGAGAGGGCGCCCUCUGGAGUCAGCAGGCCCUUCCUACACCGUGCCAUUCUGCAACAGGGGCAGCCAUUUUGUCAGCAGGGUUGCUGUGUGAUGCAACUACCAGCUGGGCGAGCUGUCACUCAUACAUUGAGCGUCAGCAAGCAAGAGAUAAACUGCUUUCCCUUAUUAUUUUUUUUCUCCUAGUUGAUUUUAGAAGUUUUUUUUCCUCGUGAGCUGAUUUCUUUUUUUUGUUUUGUUUUUGUCCCACAGCCCUGCAAAUUGUCAGUUUCGGAGCAAUAAGUGUGAGCGUUAAGACGCUGCUUUGCCUGUGGAAACUGCCUGGUUCGUCUUUGGACUUGGGAAUUUGAAUGGAAUUCAAAAAUGUCAAAAUCGCCCAAGUUAGGAAAGACCAUAGGCAAGGCCACGGAGGAGGACAGCACCCUAUGGACUGCAUUAGUUCUCAAACCUCAAGACCGGCUACUAGUCUCAGUCCAAGAGCACACACCUGGUUAAGACUGUGUGUGAGUAGGGCGAUGAUGGUCAUUUUCUCCCAAGCAAUCAACCAAAACUUUCCUAGCGGUUUUUGUUUGUUUCGUUUCUUUUCUUGGUGUGUGUCGGAUUACAAAUAGUGACCUUGUGACUGUAGGCCAAGACUCAAAGCACAUCUCGUUCCUCACAUCCUUGUCCUGAUUGCUUUUUCUGCUGUGCUCACCUUGAAAAAAAAAAAACACAGUGUUUUUUUGUUUUUUUUUGUUUAAAUUCACCGAAUCUAUGAACAAGUUCUUGUGCCUGACCGGAUUUUAAAAGUUGUUUUAAUCAUGGGCUGUUUUUCAAGGAAAAAAUAGAAUGAAAAAGGCAAUCAGUGCCCAGUGAAAGAACAGAAAAAAAAACAUUUUAAUAUUUUUAUACCACAUAUUGUGUAGAUAUCAUAUUUAUAAGCUAUAAAGAAAAUCAUUGUAAAUCUUUUCAUGGUAUCCUUGCAGUACUUUCAGUUCAUAUUCUCCUCCAGUAUAUCCUGCAGUCUAUUUUUCUACUCAGAAAGGGUCUGUCUUUAAAGUAUGAAGACAAUCUGCGAUGGACCACUCUGUCAUGUUUUACAUAUCCUCGUUUGUCUGUCCUGUUGUGACCUACAACCUUACUGCAUGGUCAUCUGUCUGUCCAAGGGACCGCUGUGCCAAAACUGAAUUUGUACAAUCCUCAGACCAGUUUUGUGCUCGCUCGCUCACUCUCUCUCUCUCUCUCGAUUCGCCUCACCAAUCAUGCAUGUGUGAGUGGGUAAAUGGACAUUUCCAAGGGCCAUCUCUUAUUAUGGGACUGAUCUCUGAAUGUGGCAGCCUUUUUAUAAUUCUAGCAGCUGUGGCCCGUAGGUGACUGCAUUGUUUAUUGCCAUUGAACGGGCUGCAACACCUGAUGAGCUUUCGUACCUCUUUUUUUUUUUUUUUUUGUUUAGUCUAGUUUUUUUUUUUUUGUCCUCCGUAACUGGACUAAAUUAAUGCGUUGACCUAACAAUCGUGCCCUUCCUAUCUCUGCUCGCCGUUCCUCUUCAGUAUGUGGUUGUUGUUGUUGUUGGGUGUCUGUUGCGUUGUUUUUGUUGUUGUUGUUUCUGUCGCAUCUCCUUCCCUUGUCAGAUAUAUCAGCGUGGACGUUCUCCUCUGCUCUGUUCAGAGAGAGCUUGCCUUUUGGUCUCCUCUUGCUAUCCACUCCCAAUUCAACCUUUGCGCCUUUGACUCAGUCCCGUUAAGGGAGAAGGAGGAGGCUUGAUGGCCUAGCCCCCCCCCCCCCCCCCACCUCAGCCUGUGGGUCUCCCAGUAAUGACUGUAUCUGCCAUGUAAGGGACCGUUGCCUACUGCCGUCUUCUUGGUUGAGAUGAGGAACUGUGGAAGGGUCUAUUUGUCAUGAAGAAAGUAGGCCAGAGGCAAGCUUAAUGGUUGGAUAACUUAGAACAAGGUCAAGUCAAGGGGCCUUGGAAUGCUUCUGUGUAAUUUUUUUUUGGUUAUUUUCUUUUUUUCUUGUUGUCUUGAGACUGGUUUCUCAUUGGUGUAGGAGAAGUCCUCGAUGUGGCCAAUGUUUUUUUUUUUUUUAUUAUUAUUAUUACUGCCUCUGCCUGCCUAUCUGCCAGUCACCGGAGUUUUAUUUUGUGCGUUUGUGUAUUUCUCUUUUGUUGUUUUUCCUCAGCUGAAACAUCCACGUCACUAAGUUUUGCUGCUGUCGUCAACACCACCAAAAAUGACUCCAGAUCAGUUUGUGGUACAAUCAUUAAUGUAAUGUGUGCGUGUGUAGACACCCUCCCCCAACCCCACCCCUGACCCUGGUGUCCCUUUAAAAAUGUCUGUUUUGCAAGGGCUUCUGGGUAAAACCUGAGAGUCACUGGUCCAUCGACCACAGUCUGAUCAAACCAGCAUUGCCGGGAGAGGUUCUCAUUUUUCCUAAAACUGCACUUUACAGGAACUCCUGCUUAAUUACAGGUACAACGAAACGCAAAACUGAAAGAAUGUGUGUGUGUGUGUUGAGAUCAUGUGUGUGUGCUUGCUCUGAUCGUGUUUGUGUGUGUGUGUGUGUGUGUGAGAGUGUGAGUGUGUGUGUGUGUCUUUUUAGAGUGAGAGACCGAAAUCCCAUCAAAGUGCUGCCAACUUUUUCUCUUGGAUGUAUGUAGCAUGGUGUCUGCGAAAUGAAAUGUAUAUACACACAAACACAAAAAAAACUGGCAUCCAAAGGUGUGAAAUCAUAUCAGGAUAGAGGCACUGCAUCCUGGGGGCGAGCUGAUUGGUUGGCUCUUUUCAGCUUCACUGCUGAAUUAUGUCAAAAUGGAGUGUAGCAUAGAAUCAUAUGCCUCUUGGGCAUCUUCACAUUAGCUUUUGGAACUGGACAAGUAGAGAAGGGAAAAGGUGGCAAACGGAGUGCUGAAAACUCUUGGAAAGCUCGUAAUGGAAGUGAGUGUUGACGGGAUAAGAAGCGAGUCGCCACGUAGAAGUUGUUUCGCUGGAGUAGCCUAGCUGUGGGUAAACCGUAAAAAAAAAAGCACUUUUGGCUCCACCUAGUUGGGAGAGCUACAAUGGAAUCCGAUGGAGGGAAACGGGAGAAAUAAGUCUGUUUCGAAUCGAAGAGUCGGUCACUCAUUCAUUUUUAUACCAUGGUGCUUUGCAAGGAUGUUUUUUCAAGAUGACCAACAUUUGGUUAGUCAUGCAUUUAAUUUCCACUAACUAUUUUGUACAUUGAUCGCUUUACAUGUAAAACGUUGUAUAAAACAGACUUGUACAGCCCAUUCAAUAACUACUAUAAGCUGUUGUAACAAAUGAAAUGUUGAUUUUUUUAAUAAAAAUGAGUGAACUUUUAAGAUG
Molecule: messenger RNA, 9413 nt
Organism: Clupea harengus (Atlantic herring)
Lineage: Eukaryota; Metazoa; Chordata; Actinopteri; Clupeiformes; Clupeidae
Gene: lrp6
Product: low density lipoprotein receptor-related protein 6
Biological process (GO): nervous system development; canonical Wnt signaling pathway
Molecular function (GO): Wnt receptor activity; Wnt-protein binding
Source: RefSeq, a predicted model, not a curated record